AUGCUAAUGCCCCCUCUGUUUAGCUUAAUUAAUCCCCUUUUUAAUUCUAAUUUCUUUUUACUCCACUACAUUUAUCUGUAAUUAGUCAACCAAAUAUCAUAGUUUAGUUUUCAUGGAAAGCACUCCUACUCCUCAUUAAUUGAAAUUAGAGAUUAAAAUUUUAAAAUAAACGCGAUAAAUAUCACUAAACUUGGGUAAAUUACCCUUUUGGUCUUAGUUAUGUUUGCAUUUAUCAAAUGCUUACGGAUAUCUUAAAGAAGGGCGGCGUAUUUUUUUCCUGUUAUUUUUCUUGUUGGGUUGCGUAUUUUUAUUCUUUUAACUAAUUUUUAUUAUUUAUUUAUUUUUCUAAUAAGCGCUUCCCUCCACAUCUAUAUCCGAACCAAGUUCCCUCCUUCGUUUCAACCUUCCCUCGUUUUCUGCUCUUCUCUCUCUCUCUCUCUCUUGAUUCUCUCUCUGGGUUUUCUCCAGUUUCUGAACAUCCGAAUACCCAGAUCUCCUCCAUCUCCUUCUUCUUCUUCUUCUUCUUCUUCUCCGAAUUCGGGUUCUGUUGAAUUUCUACCAAUUUUCCCCAAUUGCACCUAAAAGUAAAACCCCAAACUCCCUCCAUUUUCCCUCUCUUUCUCUGACCUUCAAACCCAAAUCCUCAACAACAGCGAGGUCACUCGAUCUUUGCUCACCCUCUCCUCCAACGCUGCUCCAUGUCGGGUUCUCGAGCUCCCAACUCCUCUGGACUCCCCUCUGACCAGAUCAUGCACUCUCUCAAGCGCCACCUCCCCUUCUCUUCUAUGAAACCACCAUUUGCAUCUCCUGGGGACUAUCACCGCUUCGCCUCCGAGCCUCGACUCUCCGAUCACGAACCGGACGCCAUCGUAGUCAAAUCUCCGCAAUUAAAGCGGAAGAGUGAGGUAGCAGAUUAUGAAGCCGAGUCCACUGAUAGAGCAGCCGGUCCUAGAUUUACUGAGGUAGUUAGUAGUCCCCAUCAAACACCUGUAUCUGUGAAAGGUGGAAAGGGGAACAAAUCAAGGCUAACCAAAUGCAGUAGAUCAGGGCCACAGACUCCGAUGUCAAAUGUUGUUUCAGGUUCACCUUCUGCAAACAAUCUUACACCAGCUGGCCCAUGCCGUUAUGAUAGUUCUCUUGGUCUCUUAACAAAAAAGUUUAUUAAUCUGAUCAAACAAGCAGAAGAUGGUAUUCUUGAUCUAAAUAAAGCAGCCGACACAUUGGAGGUACAAAAAAGACGAAUAUAUGAUAUAACAAAUGUCCUCGAAGGAAUUGGUCUCAUAGAAAAGAAGCUUAAGAACAGAAUUCAGUGGAAGGGGCUUGAUGUCUCAAGGCCAGGGGACGUUGAUGACAAUUAUGCUGGUCUACAGGCAGAAGUAGAGAACCUUUCCAUGGAGGAGCGUGGAUUAGAUGAACAAAUAAGAGAGAUGCAGGAAAGAUUAAGGGACCUCAGUGAAGAUGAUAACAACCAAAGGUGGCUUUUUGUAACCGAGGAAGACAUCAAGGGUUUGCCUUGUUUCCAGAAUGAAACUCUCAUAGCUAUUAAAGCUCCCCAUGGAACCACUUUAGAAGUCCCAGAUCCCGAUGAGGCCGUUGACUACCCCCAAAGGAGGUACAGGAUAGUCCUCAGAAGCACCAUGGGCCCCAUUGAUGUUUACCUUGUCAGUCAGUUUGAAGAGAAGUUUGAGGAGAUAAAUGGCGUUGAAGUGCCCCCAAGCUUGCCGUCAAGUUCAGGGUUUAAUGAAACACCCGCAACAACGAUGAUAACAGAUGAUAGCAGGGGGAAGGAAAUUGAAACGCGAGAGCAAGAUGUACACAGAAUGUGCUGCGAUCUAAAUGCUUCCCAGGACUUCGUGGGUGGAAUUAUGAAAAUUGUUCCCUCGGUUGUAGAUAGUGAUGCUGAUUACUGGCUCUUGUCUGAUGCUGAUGUUAGUAUCACAGACAUUUGGAGAUCUGAACCUGGCGUUGAGUGGAAUGAACUGGGUACAUUUCAUGAAGAUUACAGCAUUGCCAAUGUCAGCACACCCCAAACCCAGAAUCCCCCGAAUAACACAACUGAUAUGCCUUCUAUUAAUCCUACUAGUAGCUGAAACUGAAAAGGAAUCUGUUCUGAUAAAUCUGAUGAUCGAUGCUACAAUUGUGCAAGAAUGUGUAUGAUGUAUGAUCCUGGUGAUCCGUAAUUAGCCCCAAGGACUGGAACCGAUGAUCUCAGGUCGAGACUGUCCUCCAUGAAAGUUCAUAGAGAAGCGCCUCUACCCAAAAGGAUAGAGAGGAAACUGGUGGGAAGGGCGCCCGUGUACAGUUGUAGUACAAAAAUGUGUAGUAAAUAAGAUAGUCAUUUCUGCAUUGUACAAUUCUUUGUUUCAUAAAAUGAAUAGCAGGACAUUCAUUUGAGCCUGAGUUUAAGCU
Momordica charantia (bitter melon) is the source of this 2409-nucleotide messenger RNA. It is a transcript of the gene E2F1, whose product is annotated as E2F transcription factor 1. NCBI's taxonomy places the organism in Eukaryota, Viridiplantae, Streptophyta, Magnoliopsida, Cucurbitales, Cucurbitaceae. Gene Ontology annotation, molecular function: DNA-binding transcription factor activity, RNA polymerase II-specific; protein dimerization activity; RNA polymerase II cis-regulatory region sequence-specific DNA binding. Gene Ontology annotation, biological process: regulation of transcription by RNA polymerase II. The record is from RefSeq and is a predicted model, not a curated record. Gene Ontology annotation, cellular component: RNA polymerase II transcription regulator complex.